Molecule: messenger RNA, 160 nt
Organism: Racocetra persica
Lineage: Eukaryota; Fungi; Glomeromycota; Glomeromycetes; Diversisporales; Gigasporaceae
Source: the annotation of a GenBank genome assembly
GUAAAUGUCGAGAUCAAUAUUAUGGAUCAAAUACGGGUCAUGACCUUAGCAUUCAGUUACAACCAAGCAUUGUUAUGAGAAUCGGCAUCGGAGUUUUAAGAACUCCAUAUCGAUUUCUUUUUAUUCCAUCAGAAAUAGUACCGAUAAUCCAUCAAGAACG